Molecule: messenger RNA, 574 nt
Organism: Penaeus monodon (black tiger shrimp)
Lineage: Eukaryota; Metazoa; Arthropoda; Malacostraca; Decapoda; Penaeidae
Product: spermine oxidase-like
Exons: 4
Coding region: 33-464 (143 amino acids)
Molecular function (GO): polyamine oxidase activity
Source: RefSeq, a predicted model, not a curated record
CUGGGUUUGAUCCAGUGUUCAACCAGAAAGCCAUGCUGUGUGGCUGGAUUGGUGGGGCUGAGGCAGAGUACAUGGAGAGGCUGUCUGAGAGGGAGGUGGGCGAGGCUUGCACACAGCUGCUACGCUGUUUCCUUGGAAGGAGUGAUAUCCCAAAUCCCAAGAGAGUAUUCAGAUCUCAGUGGGCAACUGACCCCUUCUUCAGAGGAUCCUACUGUUACCAUAGCCUGGGUUGUGAAUGCCUUAAAGAGGACAAGGAGGAGAACCAUCUCAAUACUCCAGUGUGUGCUGUGAUGAGUGAUGGUCGGAAGGUUCCUGUGUUGGUGCUAGCUGGAGAAGCUAAUAGCAAAUGCUACUAUUCUACUGUCCAUGGAGCUCUACAGAGUGGUAUGAAACAAAUUUCCCAUUACAUCCAAAGUACCACAAGACUGCACAAGGACCAGAACCUAAUUAAGAGUAAAAUGUAAUGAAAUUCCACAGUCACAAGCACAGACAACAGGCAAUAACUGCAUGUAGAGUAUUUACAGAUUGCAUUUGAGGUAUAGAAUGUAUCUAUUUGCCCUUAUUAUGGCUUGCU